Messenger RNA from Aspergillus affinis, 5280 nucleotides. Its product is annotated as putative ABC multidrug transporter. The record is from RefSeq and is a predicted model, not a curated record. Gene Ontology annotation, molecular function: ATP binding; ATP hydrolysis activity; ABC-type transporter activity. Gene Ontology annotation, cellular component: membrane. The coding region runs from base 1 to 5280 and encodes 1759 amino acids. The transcript has 9 exons. Lineage: Eukaryota; Fungi; Ascomycota; Eurotiomycetes; Eurotiales; Aspergillaceae. Gene Ontology annotation, biological process: transmembrane transport.
AUGGGUAAUCUAGCCCCGUCCAGCGACAGCUCGUCGAAUGAAAUGGUCACCUCCACUAGCCAUACUCAUCAGGCCGAGGAUUCUCACGGAAAGAAGCUCGAGACCGAUGUGCACGAGGAUAGCGAGGCCCAAAGAGAGCAAGAGAUACUCAAUCUUGCUCGCAAGUUCACGACCAGGUCGAUCGAUUCGCAUCACCAACCACUCUUCGGACCAAACCCCGGAAAGAAGGUCGACCCCCAGAGUCCCGAUUUUAGCGCCAAAUCUUGGGCAAAGGCUUUCUACAAUGUACGAUACAAGGCAGAGGGCAACUCUGAGCCACGGCUCUCUGGGUUUGCCUUCAAGGGUCUUCAGGUGUAUGGAUACGGCAGCGCUACCGAUUACCAAAUGAGCGUCGGUAAUGCCUUGCUCAAACUUCCGUCCAUGGCUCUCCGUGUAUUCAGUGGAAAGCAUCGACAGAAGGUCGACAUUCUUCAAGACUUUGACGGACUGGUUCUACCGGGCGAGCAGCUAUGUGCUCUCGGUCCUCCUGGUUCGGGCUGCUCGACACUAUUAAAGACGAUUGCCGGCGACACUCAUGGUUUCGAAGUUCAUCCGGAUUCAUACAUCAAUUACCACGGUAUCACUUCCCGACAAAUGACGACCGCAUUUCGAGGCGAGGCCAUCUACACCGCAGAGGUUGACAUCCAUUUUCCUAUGCUUUCGGUGGGCGACACCCUUUACUUCGCUGCUCUUGCUCGUGCACCCUACCAGAUUCCCGCCGGCAUCGGCCGUGACGAAUAUGCGACUCAUCUGCGGGACGUGAUCAUGGCCAUGUUCGGCAUCGGUCACACCAUUAACACACGGGUGGGCAAUGAUUUUGUCCGUGGAGUCAGUGGGGGUGAGAGGAAGCGAGUGACAAUUGCUGAGGCUGCGCUGAGCUAUGCCCCGUUGCAAUGCUGGGACAACAGCACCCGGGGUCUCGAUAGUGCCAAUGCUGUUGAAUUCUGCAAGACCUUGCGCACUCAAAGCGAUGUUUUCGGAACGACUUCAUGCAUUGCGAUUUAUCAGGCGCCCCAGGCCGCCUAUGAGUUGUUUGAUAAAGUGACUGUGUUGUACGAAGGACGGCAAAUCUACUUCGGCAAGGCAGGCGAUGCAAACGCUUAUUUUGAACGACUCGGAUUUCACUGUCCUGAAUCUCAAACUACGGCUGAUUACCUCACGUCGAUGACGAGUCCUGUUGAACGAGUGAUCAAGCCUGGGUUCGAACACUUAGUGCCUCGAACCGCCGAUGAGUUUGCUCAAAGAUGGAAAGAUAGCCCCGAGCGCCAGGAUCUCUUGCGCCAAAUCGACCAGUACGCAAAGGAUCACCCGUUUGAAGGAGCCGACUUUGAGAAGUUCGAUCAGUCUCGAAAGAUGGAAAAGUCAUCCAAGCAACGCCAAAAGUCACCAUACACCCUCUCCUACUGGCGUCAAAUCCAGCUGUGCAUGUGGCGAGGAGUACAGCAGCUGAAAAAUGACCCGAGCGUCACUCUCGCCAUGUUAAUCGGAAAUUUCUUCGAAGCUCUAAUCAUCGCCAGUAUUUUCUAUGGUCUUGCAAACGAUACAUCCUCUUUCUUUGCCCGAGGUGCUCUAUUGUUCCUUAUGGUCGUGUUGAAUGCGUUCUCGAGUUUACUUGAAAUUCUCUCGCUCUAUGCCAAAAGACAGAUUGUGGAAAAACAUAAUCGCUAUGCACUAUAUCAUCCUAGUGCCGAAGCGAUCUCGUCCUUGAUCGUUGACAUGCCCUACAAGAUCACCAAUACCUUGAUCGUGAAUACGACUUUGUAUUUUAUGGGUAAUCUUCGCCGUGAACCUGGACCAUUCUUCUUCUACCUUUUGAUCUCGUUCUUCACGAUGAUGUCUAUGUCGAUGUUUUUCCGUCUUUUUGCCUCGAUCACUAAAACAAUUGCUCAAGCUCUCGCGCCAUCCGGUAUUAUCAUGCUAGGUCUUGUUUUGUAUACCGGGUUCGCGUUGCCGGUCGCUUACAUGCGUGGUUGGGCGCAUUGGAUCCGCUAUAUCAACCCUAUUUCUUACGGAUUCGAGGCUAUUAUGGUCAACGAGUUCCAUGGACGCGAAUUCCCGUGCGUCGCAUUCGUACCGUCUGGUCCGGGGUAUGAGGAUAUCUCUCUAGACCAACGCGCGUGCGCUACGGCGGGCUCCGUUCCCGGCUUCGAUACAGUCAGUGGCUCGGCAUUUGUUCAGAGCUCCUACCAAUAUCUGAAUAGUCACCGCUGGCGUAACUUCGGGAUCAUUGCUGCCUUCACUAUCUUCCUCGCUUUUUGCCACCUGGUCCUGUCUGAGUUGGUAGCCUCCGAGCGCUCCAAAGGAGAAGUCCUUGUCUUCCGUCGUGGAAGGGCACACAAAUCCAAGGCGAAACAGUCGCAGUCGGACGAAGAGCAGUCUGGCUCUCCUGAGCUUCAUGAGAAACACGAUAGCGGUCUUGAAUCAGAUGCCGACGUGGAGAAGCAAGUGUCGAUUUUUCAUUGGGAAAAUGUCUGCUAUGACAUCAAAAUCAAGGGCGAACCUCGGCGAAUCUUGGACAAUGUGGACGGGUGGAUCAAGCCUGGCACUUUGACAGCACUCAUGGGUGUUUCUGGGGCUGGUAAAACUACUCUUCUUGACGUCCUCGCCAGUCGCACAACGGUCGGGGUGAUCUCGGGCGACAUGUUGGUAGAUGGUCGACAACGCGAUGAAUCGUUCCAGCGCAAGACGGGCUACGUGCAGCAACAAGAUUUGCAUCUCCACACAUCAACUGUUCGUGAGGCGCUUGAAUUCAGUGCUCUUCUUCGUCAACCGAGCCACUUCACCCGACAAGAGAAGUUAGACUAUGUCGACAAAGUCAUCAGCCUCCUCAAUAUGGACGAAUAUGCCGACGCCAUAGUAGGAGUUCCCGGUGAAGGGCUCAACGUGGAGCAGCGAAAGCGCUUGACCAUCGGCGUCGAGCUCGCAGCACGCCCUAAACUGCUUCUGUUCCUGGAUGAGCCCACCUCCGGUUUAGACAGUCAAACCUCCUGGUCCAUUUGUAAUCUCAUGGAAAAGCUCACUCGCAACGGUCAAGCCAUCCUUUGCACCAUCCAUCAGCCGUCUGCAAUGCUCUUCCAGCGCUUCGAUCGAUUGCUUCUUCUCGCCAAAGGCGGCAAGACGGUUUAUUUCGGCGAAAUCGGCAAAGACUCGGAAAUAUUGGAAAAUUAUUUUGUGCGCAAUGGUGGUCCGGUCUGCCCACCUGGAGCUAACCCGGCAGAACACAUGCUCGAAGUGAUCGGUGCUGCACCUGGAUCCCAUACAGACAUCGACUGGCCUGUCGCUUGGCAAAAUAGCAAGGAGCGCCAGGAAGUUCGUGCAGAGCUUGGUCGCCUACGUGAGCUGGCCAAUUCUCCUUCCGCGGUCUCUGAUCCAAACGACAAAUCCAGCUAUGAGGAAUUCGCAGCACCUUGGACGACGCAGAUGUACCAGGUUGGGCUGCGCGUCUUUCAGCAAUAUUGGCGCACCCCUUCUUACAUUUACUCUAAGGCCCUGCUUACUAUUGGUUCUUCUAUAUUCAUCGGUUUCUCUUUUUUCAAAAGCGAAAACACCACCCAAGGCAUGCAGAAUCAGAUGUUCGGCAUCCUGAUCUUCUUCUUCGUCGUCAUCCAAUUAAUGUUCCAAAUCAUCCCGGUCUUCGUCGUGCAACGAACCCUCUACGAGGCACGCGAACGGCAAUCCAAAACCUACGCAUGGCAAGCCUUUGUUCUUUCGAACAUCGCCGUCGAAUUUGCCUGGAAUACACUCAUGGCUAUCUUCUGCUUCCUCGUCUGGUUCUAUCCCAUGGGUCUCUACCAGAAUGCACAAUACACCCACACCAUGCACUCCCGCAGCACACUCGCUUUCCUCAUCGUUUGGGUCCUCUUCCUCUUCGCCAGCUCUUUCGCCCAGAUGCUCAUUGCCGGAUUGCCUAGCGACGAAUUGGCCACCGCCCUCGCUAAUAUCCUCGCCAUCAUGCUCUACGCCUUCUGCGGCAUCCUCGCAGGCCCUGACGCCCUCCCUGGUUUUUGGAUCUUCAUGUACCGCGUCAAUCCCUUCACAUACGUCACGUCAGGCCUCCUGUCCACCAGCCUCGGCAAUGCCCCCAUGCACUGUGCGGAUAACGAAGUGUUGCGGUUCUCUGCGCCGGAGAACCAGACCUGUGGACAGUACUUGGGUCCGUAUGUCAAGGCGGCGGGUGGCGAGGUUUUGCACCCAGAUGCGGGUGGGGAUGAGCAAUGUCAGUUUUGCAGUGUGACGUGGACGAAUGAUUUCUUGCGAGGCUGCGGCGGUGUUUUUGUAUUGGUUGUGUCGGGUGCCGAAGGGGAAGAAGACGAAGAAGACGGCGAAGGGGAAUUAGGAUUAGUGUGGAUCUUUGCCCUGUUUCGUCCCCACUCAACGGAGGUCUCGUUGCGUGGCUUCGUGCUCUUCUUUAACACAUGGGGUAUAUUGAACGCACCUGGAGUCUUUCAGAUGUACUAUGAACAAGAGACACUAUUCAAAGCAUCGUUUUCAACUAUCUCCUGGAUCGGUGUCAUCCAGCCCACUAUGCUGCUUAUAGUUGGCUUCGGACUUUUGAUCGAAAUCGGUGCCGGCUGUCUAUUCGUGUCUUGCGUUUCAAUUUCAACCACUUAUUUUACUGCCAAACUUGGUCUAGCACUCGAAAUUGCGGUCUCAAGCUCUUCCAUAUGUGGAAUAGUCUAUCCCAUUAUCCUUGAUCGACUUAUCGGACCUCUUGGCUUUGGUUGGGCUACUCGCAUCAUCGGGUUCAUUGCUCUCGGCGCACUCUUGACUCCCAUUGUCGUGAUGCGCCAGCGGUUGAUACUCCCUAAGGCUCGCAGCCUGAUUGACUGGAGUGCUUUUACGGACUUUUCCUAUAUGUAUUUUGUUUUCCCUUCGUUGGUCGCUUCCAUCGGUCUGUUUGUGUUACUUUUCUAUAUCUCUUGCUUUGCCGCCGCUGCCCGUAUCACUGACACGACAAUGGUGAUACAUGGUCCUUUAACCUCAUCGCUCGCCCUUUGCUGUCUCAUCGUUGGGCUCCUCAUCUUUUGUCUGAUGGCCGUGGCUUCGCAGGCUGGUUUGCCUGCCAUCGCAGCUCUAUUAGGCUUCUUUAGUGGUGCACUAAUAGGAUUGCCUCCAUUAUGUUUUGUGUCUUUGACUCGGGACAAGUCAAUGAUCGGCACCCGCAUCGGCAUGGGCUUCGGUAUGAUUGGAUUAGGUGUCCUGUGUGGUGGGCCCGCUGGAGGAGCUAUCAUUACUCUGUAA